Messenger RNA from Penicillium olsonii, 1428 nucleotides. The record is from the annotation of a GenBank genome assembly. Lineage: Eukaryota; Fungi; Ascomycota; Eurotiomycetes; Eurotiales; Aspergillaceae.
AUGAAAGACUCAACGAUAUUCGUCCUUCACAUCACGAAGACAACGCCAGACAACGCCAUGUUGACCAGUCCGCUAGGACGCGAGCAUUUGAACAGGGGCCAAGGCGGUGUGACCAAGGGCGGUGUAGCCCUAGCCGAGUAUCGGUUGCCCCCAAGCUCAUCCCGCAAUUUGGCGGUGCCUGGAUCGAUAGCGACCUUCCCUCCCCUCAAUCGAGGAUCGCAUCACAAUGCUUGCCAAGUCGAAGCCAUCCUCGAUUUCCUCUUGAUACCAUAUUCGAGCACAAGCACCAUCACGAGAUCCUCCAGACCUUCGCUUCAUAUUCUGUGCGAUUCAUCAACUAUUCACGACGCUUACGGAGCUCUACAUCUAUCCGCGGACCCGUCCACCUGUUUGAGCACGGAAUUACGACUUCAAAUACCUUUUAGAUAUCAUUAUACCUGCAACCCGCCACAAUGCCUGGUCUUCCAAGUAUCCAACAUCGACCUCGACGAAUGCAUCUCCCGUCUCUAUCGAAAGGAGCUCCUCGCGGACUCGGUGGUGGAAGCCAUCUGCUCCAAGGCAAAGGAGUUGUUGAUGAAGGAAAGCAAUGUGGUCCAUAUCGCUGCCCCGGUGACUGUGGUUGGCGAUAUCCACGGUCAAUUUUUCGAUAUGAUUGAGAUCUUCAAAAUUGGCGGCCCUUGCCCCGAUACGAAUUACUUGUUCUUAGGCGACUAUGUCGACCGCGGUCUCUUCAGCGUGGAGACCAUCUCCUUGCUUGUUUGUUUAAAACUCAGAUACCCCUCGCGGGUACACCUCAUUCGUGGAAAUCAUGAAUCCCGCGGAGUCACACAAUCCUACGGCUUCUACACCGAGUGCGCGCGAAAAUACGGUGACGCGAACGUCUGGCAUUAUUUUACCGAUAUGUUCGAUUUCUUGACGCUGAGUGUUGUGAUCAACAAUGAGAUUUUCUGUGUGCACGGCGGACUUUCACCUUCCAUCCACUCCAUCGAUCAAAUCAAGAUCAUCGACCGUUUCCGCGAAAUUCCCCACGAAGGCCCGAUGGCUGAUUUGGUCUGGUCUGACCCUGAUACGGAGCGGGAUGAGUUCUCUCUUUCUCCCCGUGGAGCUGGCUACACAUUUGGAGCGCAGGUUGUGCGAAAGUUCUUAGAGGUGAACAGCAUGUCUCACAUUCUGCGGGCUCACCAGCUCUGCCAAGAGGGAUACCAGGUCCUCUAUGAUGACCGGCUCAGUACCGUCUGGAGUGCUCCGAACUAUUGCUACCGAUGUGGAAACUUGGCCAGUGUACUCGAAGUGAGUGACACGGGAGAGCGCUACUUCAACAUCUUUGAUGCGGCGCCUGAAAACGAUGCCCACCGGAUGGAGCAGCUCGGCAAACACCAACAGAACCAGGAUGGCGGCCCCAGCCCGGUGAUUGAUUACUUCUUGUGA